AUGUCGGAAGACUCUCGCACCUCCAAUGUCAUGAACCGCUCGUCCUCCUUCGACGGUUUUUCGACGUGGCCAGCAGUCUUGAGAGGCGGGGACAGGUUGGCUGAUAGCCAGACUAUAGGCUUCACGAGAGCGCUUGAUAAUGUCACGCCAUUGGCGUUUGUUGAGCUGGGCGACGAGAGCCAGAUAUUGGGUGGCCCGGUUGCCGUGCACCGAGAGGCUGAAGCUGCCGUGACCGCGAGCACUUGCUGGCUGGAUUGCAUUGUUCUCGCCCCAGAGUUCAAAAAACUACUCCCCUACCCUAUCCUUGUUAGCCCCCGAGUUGUUCCGCCGCCACCCCUCAAUACCCAGUAG
Molecule: messenger RNA, 351 nt
Organism: Coprinopsis cinerea okayama7#130
Lineage: Eukaryota; Fungi; Basidiomycota; Agaricomycetes; Agaricales; Psathyrellaceae
Exons: 1
Coding region: 1-351 (116 amino acids)
Source: RefSeq, a predicted model, not a curated record